Messenger RNA from Closterium sp. Naga37s-1, 852 nucleotides. Lineage: Eukaryota; Viridiplantae; Streptophyta; Zygnematophyceae; Desmidiales; Closteriaceae. The record is from the annotation of a GenBank genome assembly.
AUGCUCGUCUGCAUGGCGUGGCGUCUGCACAUCUGCAUGGCUGCAUGUCUUGGCAUUUGGUCUGCUGCAACACCGCAGGCUGCAGUGGCGACUGGUGGGUGGCGGCUGGUGCGGGGCGAACGCGGACGGGAUGGUCUGCUGUUGUCUGCAUGUGCAGGACGCACGGAUUGGUGUCUGGUUUGUUGCACUACUGCGGGCUCCAGUGGCGGGCGCACGGGAGGUUCUGCGCUCGGUGGGCGCAUGGCGACCGGUGGGAUGGUCUGGUGCGGGGCGGACGUGGUUGACAUGUGGCGUCUGGUUCUUGUUUCCAGCGUCUGCUUGGCAACUCGUUGGCUUGUCUGCGUGUCUGCUGGGCUACUGGGGCAACUUCAGUUUUACAGCCACAAUGGUACGGGCGCGGGUGGGUGCACUGUGGGGUGUGGUGGACGCGUGUUCGGUGGCCGGGUGUGUGUCCGGGCGUGUGGCGGGCUUGGACGGGAGUGCACGAGCGGGGGAGAGUGUGUGCUGCAGCUGCACGCGUCUGCUGAGACAGACAAGGGCGUGGAGGGGGCAACACUCGCGGUGGGAAUGGGCGGAUGGGCGCAAGCGCGGAUGGGCGCACGGCGCAGAUGGGCGCACGGCGCGGGUGGGCGCACGGCGCGGUUGGGCGCACGGCGCGGUUGGGCGCACGGUGCGGUUGGGCACACGUUGGAUGGGCGCACGUUGGAUGGGCGCACGUUGGAUGGGCGCACGUUGGAUGGGCGCACGUUGGAUGGGCGCACGUUGGAUGGGCGCACGUUGGAUGGGCGCACGUUGGAUGGGCGCACGUUGGAUGGGCGCAUGGCAGGGGCAUCACGGGUGUAUCAUGGGUGA